UCACCGCUGUCCUCCAUUCAUCUUGGCUGCAACCUGUGAUAGUUUGCCCCCACCCGCCCUGAGAACCUGAAGGUUUUUCCAGAUCGACAUGUCAGGUUCAACUUCCCCGCCUGCCAAAACCGAGGCGAUGGGAACCGAGGGUUGUUUCCCGCCAGGAUACAAGGUUUUCAUCCCCGAGGAACACGGCUUGGAGCGCGGAUUUCGUCUCACAGCCUUCUCGGACUUGAAAGGAUGAGGCUGCAAGGUCCCGCAGGAGGCUCUGCUCAAACUCCUGGCGGGACUCGAGCCGAACCGGGCGGACGGGCCAGGGAAGGAUGGAGACCAAGCAUCUGAGUUCGCUCAACAGGUACCCGCCGGCCCUCGGCUUGGAGUGGGGAUGGACUGCUGUGUGAUCCCGCUAAGGCACGGCGGGCUGUCUUUAGUCCAGACAACAGACUUCUUUUACCCGCUUGUGGAGGAUCCCUACAUGAUGGGCAAGAUUGCAUGCGCCAAUGUCCUCAGCGAUCUAUAUGCCAUGGGCAUCACUGAGUGUGAUAACAUGCUGAUGCUGCUCAGUGUUAGCCAGAAGAUGAAUGACAAGGACCGCGAGCGUGUCAUGCCGCUAAUGAUUCGUGGAUUUCGUGAUGCUGCUGAGGAAGGAGGGACUUCGGUGACAGGCGGCCAGACGGUGAUCAAUCCAUGGAUCAUUAUAGGGGGAGUGGCCUCAGUUGUUUGCCAGCCCAACGACUUCAUCCUUCCAGACGGUGCUGUCCCAGGCGAUGUCUUGGUCCUCACCAAGCCUUUAGGGACACAGGUGGCUGUUAAUGCUCACCAGUGGCUUGAACAGCCUGAUCGGUGGAACAAGAUCAAGCUUGUCAUCACCAAACAGGAAGUUAAAGAGGCCUAUCAGGAAGCUAUGUUUUCGAUGGCAACACUAAACCGUACAGCGGCAGGUCUCAUGCACAAGUUCCAGGCCCACGCAGCAACAGACGUGACAGGCUUUGGUUUGUUGGGGCACGCCAACAACCUUGCAACGCAACAACGCAGCGAUGUGGCCUUCGUUAUCCACAACCUACCCAUCAUAGCCAAAAUGGCUGCCGUCAGCAAAGCAUGUGGAAACAUAUUCAAUUUGGUUCAGGGCACAUCGUCUGAGACAUCCGGUGGAUUGCUGGUUUGUCUGCCCAGAGAGCAGGCGGCCAAAUUUUGUUCUGAGAUGAAGAGCCAAAGCUUGGGGGCUGGAGGUCAGGGUGCCUGGAUCAUUGGAAUUGUAGAGAAAGGAGACCGUCGCGCUCGUAUCAUCGACAAGCCCCGUAUUAUUGAGGUGCCACCACGAGGAAGCCAAGUGGCCAAUCAGGAUAACAACUCUGCAAGCCCUUUGCCUGGGCCAAAUUUGUCCUAAACUAUGUAUGUAUGGAUGGAUGUGUUUUUGAGUGUGUAUGUCGAGGAUGCUGUCCAUAUCUUCUGGAAAUCAUACAUCACCAUUGUCAUUUUUUUUUCUCUGUUGUUGGGUAUGGACCUGCAUAUGACUUUGUCAGAUAUGAAGCUGUACUAUUAGCUCAAUGUCUGACUCAUUUUAUGAAGUGCCAUCUUCAAGAAUUGGAAAUAAUGCAAAAUAAAUGAACAUUCCAAAUCA
Molecule: messenger RNA, 1612 nt
Organism: Hippocampus zosterae (dwarf seahorse)
Lineage: Eukaryota; Metazoa; Chordata; Actinopteri; Syngnathiformes; Syngnathidae
Gene: sephs3
Product: selenophosphate synthetase 3
Exons: 8
Biological process (GO): L-selenocysteine biosynthetic process
Cellular component (GO): cytoplasm
Molecular function (GO): ATP binding; selenide, water dikinase activity
Source: RefSeq, a predicted model, not a curated record